AUGACGAAAGGAACAGGAACGUCAUCCUUUGAAGAGCAUCACAAUAAGACACACGCGUUGUGCUGCCCCUGUGGCUCUAAGGCCUACCACCUUCAUAAGCCAACCCGUGGCUACCCUGCCAACCACAACAGGAAGUAUAACUGGAGUGCCAAGGCUAAGAGUCGAAAUGCUAGUGGGACUGUUCGGAUGAGGCACCUAAAAAUUGUCUAUCGCAGAUUCAGGCAUGGAUUCUGUGAAGGAACAUCACCAAAGAGGGCAGCUGUUGCAGCACCCAGUUCAUCUUGA
Meriones unguiculatus (Mongolian gerbil) is the source of this 285-nucleotide messenger RNA. Its product is annotated as large ribosomal subunit protein eL37-like. NCBI's taxonomy places the organism in Eukaryota, Metazoa, Chordata, Mammalia, Rodentia, Muridae. The transcript has a single exon. Gene Ontology annotation, cellular component: ribosome; cytosolic large ribosomal subunit. Gene Ontology annotation, molecular function: structural constituent of ribosome; RNA binding. Gene Ontology annotation, biological process: translation. The coding region runs from base 1 to 285 and encodes 94 amino acids. The record is from RefSeq and is a predicted model, not a curated record.